AUGACAAUUUUGCACAAGAAGUUUGUAGUUGAUAAUUCAAAGUUGAAUAUUGGGCCAACAAAUAGUUUUAGAAUCUUAAAAGAGAAUGUUGGUGGAUAUGACAAUAUCGGAGCUUCAAAGCAAGAUUUCAAGAAUAUCUCAAAAGAUAUAAAAGCAUAUAUUGAUGGCUCUGAUGCUCAAAUGUUUGUGGACAACCUUAAAAUGAAAAAAUUGCUUUGGGGUGCCUUCUUUUGUGACUUUGAGGUAGAUGAUGAGCAAUGUCUUACUGAGGCUUUUUGGAAGGAUUCCAUUUGUAGGAAAAACUAUGCUUUGUUUGGGGAUAUGGUCUCCUCUGAUACCACUUAUGAGACUAACCGGUACAAUAUGGUCUUUGGGCCUUUUACCGGUGUCGAUCACCAUAAAAGAUGUAUCACAUUUGGUGUCGGUUUCACUGCCAAGGAAGACAUAAGCUCCUUUGAGUGGUUGUUUACCACUUUCUUGAAGGCAAUGGGAAAUAAUGAACCCACUUGUUUGAUAACAGACCAAGAUCCGGCGAUGAAAGUUGCAGUGAGGAAAGUGUUUAAAAAAACGGAGCAUCGGUUUUGCAUGUGGCAUAUAAUGGAGAAGGUGUUUCGCAAAAUGGACCGAGAUCUUCUUAAAGAAACAUACUUUCAUGGAAAGUUACGUUUAUGUGUGUGGGACCUAGGGUUGGAGCCUUUAGAAUUUGAAGAAAAAUGGAAUAAAAAGAUUGGUGAGUUUAAGUUGGAAACAUAUGAGUGGCUAACUGAGUUGUAUAAGAUAAGAAAGUUGUGGAUCCCUGCUUAUUUUAGGGAUUUAUUCUUGGGUGGGAUCAUGAAGACAACUUCAAGGUCGGAAAGUGAAAAUCAUUUCUUUACCUCCUUCAAUAAUCCCCAUGUUACUCUUGUAGAGUUCUACAUGCGCUUCGAAACUGCAAUGGAUUUGCAAAGACACUCACAAGCUGAAUUUGACAAUGACUUGAAGAAUAAAUUUCCAAAAUGCAAGACACCAUUAGUCAUUGAAAAGCAUGCUUCGGAGGUAUUUACUUGCUCUAUAUUUUAUCAGGUUCAAGAGGAGGUGUAUAAUGCUUGUUUUUCUUGUAGGAUUGAAGAGUUUAGAAGAGAAAAUGACUUGGAAAUUGGCAAGAUUGAUGAGGUGAAUCGUAAAAGAACUUUUGAGGUGGUGUUUAAUAACACCAAUUAUGAAACGAAUUGUUCAUGCAAGAUGUUUCAGAGACAUGGCUUACCUUGUAGGCAUAUGGUUUGGGUAUGGAAGGCAAAGAACCUAACCAUGAUUCCCGAUAAAUAUGUUCUUAACAGAUGUACUACAAUGGCAACAAAAAAGUCAAUCUUUGACUUGGAAGGAAAUAUUUUAGACCAGUGCACUAGAUUGGUGGACAAGAAGAAAGCUUUGAAUGAGUUAUGGUCUGAAAUCUAUUGUUGUGUAAGUGUGGCCGAGCAAAAUGAAGAAGAUCUCGCUGAACUUGUUAAAAACAUUCGUGACUUGAGAUUAGACAUGGAGGCCAAAAAGAGUGCAAACAACACUCGUAGCAAAACACAAGACAUGGAGCUCCUAAUUGGAUCGGUGGUGCCUAGUGAAAUAACCAUCAAACCCCCUAAGAUAUCAAGUAACAAGGGUAGUGGCACUAGAAGUGGAAAAAAGGAUAAAGGGAGAGAGAGAGAAGGCAAUUAA
This is a messenger RNA of Beta vulgaris subsp. vulgaris (sugar beet), 1689 nucleotides long. RefSeq names its product protein FAR1-RELATED SEQUENCE 5-like. The coding region runs from base 1 to 1689 and encodes 562 amino acids. The transcript has a single exon. Gene Ontology annotation, biological process: regulation of DNA-templated transcription. Gene Ontology annotation, molecular function: zinc ion binding. Lineage: Eukaryota; Viridiplantae; Streptophyta; Magnoliopsida; Caryophyllales; Amaranthaceae. The record is from RefSeq and is a predicted model, not a curated record.